Molecule: messenger RNA, 1859 nt
Organism: Sciurus carolinensis (gray squirrel)
Lineage: Eukaryota; Metazoa; Chordata; Mammalia; Rodentia; Sciuridae
Gene: Zbp1
Product: Z-DNA binding protein 1
Exons: 8
Coding region: 148-1386 (412 amino acids)
Biological process (GO): positive regulation of type I interferon-mediated signaling pathway
Cellular component (GO): nucleus
Molecular function (GO): DNA binding; RNA binding; double-stranded RNA adenosine deaminase activity
Source: RefSeq, a predicted model, not a curated record
CUAACAGCUGCCGGGGACGCCGCAGCCCUUGCCUGUGGGUUCAGAGGGGCCUGGAGUGGAGGCUCAGCCUCCUGUGGCCCACCUCCCAAGGCCACAGCGAGGGCACCUGCUCCCAGGUCCCCCGGGCCCCUUGCCUCUGCUGGGAGCAUGGCUGAGGCUCCUGCGGACCCAAGCAAGAGAGGCCACCUUGAGCAGAAGAUCCUGCAGGUGUUGCGAGAAGCCAGCUCCCCUCUGAAGACCCACCAGCUGGUGAAGGAAUGUCAGGUGACCAAGAAGGAACUCAACCAAGCCCUCCACCGAAUGGCCAAGGAGGAGACCGUCUCCCUAGUCGCCCCUGCAACAUGGCGCUUGGGCGCGGGGGGUUCUGAAGGCGAGAAUCCCACCCAGACGGCCCAGCUCAGCCGUGCCCAGAAGCCCCAGCCAGAAGCAGCGGCCGUGGCAGAGAGUCCUGGCCCUCAGCUCAGCGAGCUUGAGGAAAGGAUCUACGCGUUUCUGGAAGCCAGUGGGCCCUCCAAGGCCCUGCACAUCGCCCAGGCCCUGGGAAUGGGGAGAGCGAAAGACGUGAACCCCACCUUGUACAAGAUGAAAAGCAGGGGCCUUCUGGACCAGGACCAGAAGCUGAAGGUCUGGAGGGUCUCUGCGCCAGAUGAUUCUGGAAGAAGAAAUCAGUCUGCUGUAGCUAUUUGCCAGCAGAAUCCAAUCUACAUGAUCUACCAGAAUGCCCCAAACUCCUGCAUUAACAUUACAAACUCCGAAGCCAUCCAGAUUGGACAUGGGAACAUCUUAAUGAAACAGAGAGUCUCUGGGGACCUUGGUCCCAUGGCUCCGCACCAGCUCCCCACAACUGUGCCAGGUGAUUCCUCCGCUCAGGGGCCCCUGACCAGUGGCUGGGGGCCCCAGGACAUCCACAUGGAGCGGUCCCUGCUCAGACGGGUGCAGGUGGGACACGGCAACGAGAUGAGCCUCCACAGCAUCCCUUCUGAAGGCCCUGCCUACAACCUCUCGGGCAGCCCCCCAGUCUCAGCCAGGGCCGCUGGAUCGGAAGCCUCAUUUGAAGUGGGAACGCCCCAGCCGGGCCCUCACCCUGAGGCCACUGCAGCCCAGAGAGUGCACAUCAAGUCCUGCUUCCUCGAAGACGCCGCCAUCGGAGACGGCAACAGGAUGACCGUCCUCCGGGGGACAGCCGCGGGGCCUGCAGAAGGCCGGCAGGACGGCGGGGCGCCGGAGGAGCGCGCAGAUCCCGGUUCUGAAGCCCAUCCAUCCAGAAGCGACGACCCCCAGGACGGGGACCAGGAACCCCCUGGCAAGUCCGUGCUGCUCACCCCCAAGCUGAGGGCCAUGGCUCUCAGAGACAGCAGCCCCCACCCUGCAGAGCCCAGUGCCUAGGCGGUGGACACGGGGCGCUGGAGCGGGCAAGUGGCAGGGACCGCAGGCUGGACUUGGGAGGAGCAGGUGCUGGAGAACCUGGGUGGGAUGCCUCGGCCUUCCACGGACUCUGACCUGCCAGCUGCCCAACCUGCCGGUUGGGAACCUGGGAGCAGCCAGGGGACUCCUUGGUGCCAAGGGGAGGGCUGGCUGGGUGGGCUCUCUCCCUGCCUGCACCAGGGCUGCCCGUGAGGCCCUGAGCACUUAGUCCCCCAGGUUCAGUGGAAGCUCCCCAAGCAGCAGAAAUAAGAGUGGGCCAGCAGUGACCGGCCUGGGGGCUCUGCCCCGGUGACAGAACCAGUGUGCUUUCUGCCCCUUGUACUCAGCCUCCCUCCCUGUGAGGACGCAGCAGCAGGCACCACCUUGAAGCAGAGCAGACCCUGGCUACAUCGAGCCUUGGCACUUUGGUGUCGGCCGGCCCAGCCCCCAGAACU